CUGAUAUAACAGCGGACACAAGCAGGGAGGCAGCUUCCAUCAGUUCAUCAAAUCCAUCAGGUGAUCAAAUCCAUCAGGUGAUCAAAUCCAUCAGGUGGACAAGCACGAGUGUGCUGACAUGAAGCUGGGGUUGCUGGCAGUACUGGCUGUGGCAGUUCUGGUGCCUAGCCUUUCUGAGAGCCGGAUUGUCUCCAAAUGUGAGCUAAAAGACCAGCUGAGUAAGGCGAUCAAACUGCCUGCACGGCUUGAGAAACACAGGGAGGCAGUCUUGGAAAGAGUUACCUACAGUGUAUAUAGGAAGUCCGGUCUGAACACCAGCCUGGUCAGGGUGUUCGGCAAACGCAUAACUACAACAGCAAAGCCAACAACAAAGGCCACAACUCCCUCAACAUCAGGAGGCAAUGGAACCACCACCAAAGAAAUGACUGGUCCAACUGAUAUCCAACCUGCUACUAAUGAAUCAGUUACCAUCAAUCCAAUGACCACAAAUACAGGAAAUGGAACCAACAGCAGUGAUGGCAGCAGACGAAAGCGUGAGGCUAAUCCAUCCCCACAGGAGUCAGGGGUGGAGGAGAACGUUGAGGAAGCAGUGAAUGUGGAAGUCAAUAUAGAGGACGAUGAAUAUCAAAAAAGUGACAUGGAUGAGGGUGAUGAAGAAGAGGAGGUGGUCGAUGAAGAAGAAGAGGUUGAAGAGGUCGAAGAAGAAGAAGAAGAAGAAGAGGUCGAAGAAGAAGAGGUCGAAGAAGAAGAAGAAGAAGAAGAAGAGGUCGAAGAAGAAGAGGUCGAAGAAGAAGCGGUCAAAGAAGAAGAAGAGGAGGGCGAUGAAGUAGAAGAGCGGGUCGAUAAUGAAGAAGAAGAAGAGGGGGUUGAUGAAGAUGUAGAAGAGGUGAGCGAUGAAGAAGAAGAGCAGGGCAGUGAAGAAGAGGAGAUCAAUGAAGAAGAGGUCAUGGACAACAGCGAAGUUUUGAAACGUGAGAAGAGAUCAUUCCACCGCAGAAAGCCCAAGCAGAAACAGGGACUAAAACCAAAACUGCCUUGGUCCAUUGGCUUUUAUGGGCUCUUCCAGCUGUCUGACAGCUACUUCUGUGAUUCAGGUUAUCGCUGGUCCAUAAAUAGUUGCAACACAUCCUGUACAGCCUUCACUGAUGACGACAUAUCAGAUGACAUUGCUUGCCUUGUAAAGACUCGACGCUGGCGGUAUCUGUUGAGGAAAGCCCGCCGGUAUAAUGGUGCCAAGGGGUUCUUAGAAGAGUGUAACUGAGCAGCAGCUGAGGCCCUGCAGGAUCUCACACCAGCAACUUCUUCACCAGUUCUGCAUCGGAACGGAGCUGUGAUCCUGAGCUUUCACCAAAACAGUGUGUUGCAAUGUUUUGUUUUAUCAAAUAAUUAACCUAAUGUGAUUAUAUUUCAAUUUCGCUGUGGAAAACUAACAGAUCUUGAAAGUAAACUGAUGUAAACUGGUUAUGGUGUUGCUUUUUAUCCUCAAUCAGUGAUUCUACUGAGGUGGAAAAAACAAAAUUAUUCCUAUAACUUUUGCUUUCUUUCAUCUCUUAAUAAAUACAUUCUGCUGCA
This is a messenger RNA of Acanthochromis polyacanthus (spiny chromis), 1572 nucleotides long. RefSeq lists its product as uncharacterized. The record is from RefSeq and is a predicted model, not a curated record. The transcript has 5 exons. The coding region runs from base 119 to 1261 and encodes 380 amino acids. Lineage: Eukaryota; Metazoa; Chordata; Actinopteri; Pomacentridae.